UUACAUUUCGAUGAGAGAAAUUUGAAAUUCGCUCGAAGAUAGUGUUUACAAACCUAAAAAUGCAGCCUCUUCAGUAUUUAGAAUGUUUGUGAAUGAAAGUUAAACGAGCAGGAAAAUAUUUGUCACAUUUAUUGGUCAACCCCAUGAAUUUGAAAGUAAUGAUGUUACAAACACUUUUUAUGUUUACCUUAAAAUUUAUUACUGUCUAUAUCAUUUUGGGAUAAAUGAACUUAAGGAAAGUUAGCUAUCUGAAAAUGCGUGGCGCAUUUCAUGCAGAUUGUUAAGUCAUCUGUUAGAAUUACAGAAUAGUCAUCGAAAAUUAAUUUCGCUUAUAGCAGGCAAAAGAAGUGAAAAUAAUUGUUUUACUUCUUUUUGCAUAGACAGGUAUCUGUAAAAAAUAUUUUAAGGAUUUUCCUGAGUAAUUAUUGAAAUCUAAGUUUCAAUCUGAAGAAUCAAAUCUUCUGAUCUUCUUAUUUCUAUUUUAUACGUUGUUUAUUAUUACUUGGAAGUAUCGGAUUUAGAAAGUACAGAUAGUGGAAUAUUUAAAGUAAAAAGCAUCUCUUUGCCAUAAGCGAAUAAUGACUUAUCACCAGUUUUAGGUGUUUUUGUUGUAAAAAUAUCAGGUAUACGUAGAAUCACGUCAUUAUUAGGAUUAGGAUUUCUGUAAAAUAUUAUAUAAUAAAAAGUUUACUACUCAGUGUCCAAUAUCUUUUUAAACUUUCUUAUGAAAUAUACACGUACGUGAAUGUAAGCAUAAUAGAAUAGUCCAAUUGCUAUAAGAAGUCCUAUUACGUUUACAAAAUGCCAUCCUUUCCAUGCAUAAAAUGGAUCAAAUGCGAAUGCUCUUCUUGUACAAACUCCCAUUCUUCCAGAGAUUUAAAUCCUGACAAAUAAUACUUAUAUGUGUAACCUAAUGUUCGUAAUUAUUGUAAAACAUAACUGUGCAUUGUAGUUAGUGAUUUUUAUAGAUUUGUCAAUUUUAAAUAAGUCGAAAAGUGAGGGGGAGAUGUUCACGUUAAGGGAUGUACUUGAACGAAAGCAUGUCUCAUAAGUAUUUUUUAUUGCAAGAAACGGAAAAUUUUACUAAGUGAAUUUAAUAAGUUGUCUAUGGAUACUAGAUAAUUUGACAUUUACAAAAAUAUAUGAAAGUGUAUAAAUAUCAAAUAUCGAUUAUUUUGAUAUGAGCUGAAUCACGUCUGAAUAAUUUCUAACAAUCACAUAAUAUGGCGCUGAUCAUGGACGCCGUAGAAGGAUUGUUGUCCGAAAAUGGAUUAAAAAUAUGUCAGUUCUGGUAGUUUACUAAUGAAUUAAAUUUUCUGAAAUGAGAUGAUGUUUAGAUAGGAAGAAUUAUGUGUAACCUCCUAAUAUCAGCCAUGGAGACUAAAGUAACUAGCAAGACUAGUAGUUUGAAAGCUCUUUUGCUGCGUGCAUGGAGGGAACGUUGGAGUGAUUUACAGUGGGGUAUUAAUAUCAAAACUAUUUUACCAAGAGGUGUUAGCGGAGAUGUAUAUAAUUUAGCAGACUGUAUAUUACAGCAGGCAUUAGUAGGACUUGGACCAAAUCAAUUAGUACUUUCAUAUUUGAAACAUUCUUUAAGUUCUCAGUUGGUCUCCUACGCGGCUGUGUUACAACGAAUAAGUAAAUACGAUGCCUUUCACAAGCCGCAUUGUAUCUUAAGCCUUCUAGAAUUUUUAGAGUCUAUACAAGUAGGAAUAACGUGCCGUGGUAAACCAGAGGAGGACCUUUUGGCUGCUGCAGUAUUAUCCAUAGUACAUUGGUUAUUACAGUGUUAUUUACAUACUUUGACAAAAAUGCCACAAAACAAUCCAUUGACGCCACAACCAACAGAAUUGAUGGACAAACCAGCCAGUAUAUUGAAGCAGAUGCUUAGCUCUGAUUUCCUUUGUGCUAUGAUGUAUUUAGCCAAGUAUGAUGAUAAAGAUUUGUACAUAGAGGUUGUAAAGAAGUGUCAAGAGAUUGAAGCACUGUUAAAAACUAGUAGUCUCAAGUCUUCUGUUCCUAUAGAGGAAUCUCUAAAAAAAUUGUGCAAUUUGGAAGUUGAUUGCGUAACGCUAUCUCCUGAAAUGUCACAAAUGGAAUCUUUAACUCAUUGCCUGCAACCUUUGUUUGCAGUGCAGGUGUUGCUAAACCCUAGUACAGAGACGUCCGUAUUCGUUAAUCAAAUGCUUAUGGUCCAAAGACUUAAGAAUUAUACAAACGCGAGACUGUAUUGCGAGAUAAUUCGUGCGUGUUUAAUGUGUCUGCACAAUGUUACUAGCACGUUUAAAGAAUCGCAAUGGGGAGCUUUCACUUUUCUGAAAGUACCCCUCAUUUUGAAGGAAUUACACGUGGCGCACACGAAUGGGGACGAUAAAUUGGAAUAUUCGCAAGAUAUUCUAGACGCCUUCGAAUUACUACUCCAAUUUACUCCGCUUCUUGACAUAGUGGACACUGCAUGUUCUUGUAACAGCAUAGAGUGUUUGUUAAAUGCCCUGCAGAAAGUCAACUUAGUUACAGAAAAGCUAACGAAACAAUUAAGUGGCAGAAGGGAAGGCGUUACCGCGACGUUACAGAAAUUAGAAUCGUCCACGUCCACACCCUCCAUUCCUAAAGUAAUUGUACGUGCGGAGCCAACUUUAUCUGGAAUUUUGAAAACCCUCAAUGCAGAUUAUACAAAGAUUCACGAGGCUCUACUUAGUAUGUUAUAUCAAGUUCUGACUGGAAAGAGCUUUGAAUUGAUGUUGGCUGUAGCUACCGUGGAAGGAAAGUUGAAAACUUUUGUUACCAAAUUAAUUAAGUUCAAUGAAUGCAGCAAGCAAAUCAGCGAACCUGUUCCACCAAAGACUGCAGCAACUAGAGCGAUGUUGUUCGAUAUAUCGUUCCUUAUGUUGUGUUCUAUAGUGCAAACUUACGGAUCUGAUGCUGUUUUAGAGGAAGGAGAAGGAGACUCCUUUUUCGAACAGUGGGUACGUGAGUGCAUGCCCGAACGAAACCAACCAAAGUCGCCCCAAAAAAUGCUGCAGAAUAUCGACCCUGCAAGGGUGGAUGCGUUGUUAGCGCAAAUCAAUUCUCCAGAAACGGAUUUGAAAUCUAGUAAUAUAAAGUGGCAUAUCGCGUGUCAGUCGGCUAUGGGGGCUGUGAAAGAGCUUCUCUGUGCGUGGGAGAGCGACGUACUUGGAGCUAGUGACGUUAAAAGAGCUCUAGAUGGUUUGCGUGCAACUGCUUGUUGUUUACCAGUUUGUGCAGCAGCUUGGCUUUGUGCAUAUAUGAGUAUUACUCACCAAGAUGCACUCUUGAAACCUCUAAACAUGGUACAGCACUUUUUAACUCCGCUUCCUGGAGAUGAAAUGCAAGAAAAUCUUAAGGAGCGAUCGAGUUUGAUGUCACAAAUCAUUCGUAAAAUGCAGUAUGAUGUUCAUCCCCCUACACAAUCGAAAACGAAGGUGCUUUCAAUGUCUCAUAGUAUUAUAUCAAGGCAACCUAUAUUGGAGCAAUUAGAAACUGUGUGGGGGAAUAUAAAUCAGCGAGGGUGGAUAAAUAUCCAGGCGACACAAUCUUUGGAAUCUUUGUUAAAUACUGGUGGCUCCUUAUGGUUCGUAACGAAUAUCGUGAAAGAAGUGUUAAAAUAUCGUUAUCAAGAGGAGUUGGACCAAGCGGUAGAUUUAGCGUUCGCCAUUUUUCAUCUCGACAUCGAGAACUGUACCUUAGAUCUCAUCAACCAUAUCAUUCCACAAUAUUUAUAUAACUCUUUACAGAGCGAAGAACUUGUAGAACCACAAUCCUCAGUGUUAGCGAAAUUAUGCGUGUACUGUAUAUUUUCUACGUUAGAAUAUAACAAUUCGAAUCCUUCUCGCGGGAACAGUAAAAAACGAGUUCGUCGAGACUUAGACGCAGAUGAACUGGACGCUCUUGGCAUGCCAGCGAACAAAAUUUUAAGAUUAAAUGACGCAGGAGAUUCUAAACCUAUAUUCGGUUCGCAAAGUCCGCAAGCUCAGGGUUCUACUAAUGGUCAAAAAUCGGUUGUGUUGAGGGACCCUCUUCUCUCAGCGUUAAAUGCAUUGUUCACGAUAUUCACAUUUCUGGCUGGCAGAGAUGGUGAAGUAUCUCAGCAGACUCAUUUUAUACUUCAAUUUUUACGUCUGAUGGUACAAUGCGGAAAAGAUAGAACACGUAUCGUGUUGCAGGGAAUGCCACAAACAUUGGUACCUUGCCUUCUGAAAGCAUUGCCUGAAUUGUUCGCGACUGAUAUUCUGCUAAGAUUUUAUGAUAUUCAAACAGCGGUUGGGAGAAAAGCAACGGCACGUGACUUAUGUAUGCUGAGAAAUAUCAAUCUGAAACCCUCAAAAUGAUCUUAAGAUAUCGCUUGUAUAAUUAUUUUCAAAUACAUGAAUUUAAUAUGAA
Messenger RNA from Bombus pyrosoma, 4401 nucleotides. It is a transcript of the gene MED24, whose product is annotated as mediator of RNA polymerase II transcription subunit 24. Gene Ontology annotation, cellular component: mediator complex. The transcript has 10 exons. The record is from RefSeq and is a predicted model, not a curated record. The coding region runs from base 1350 to 4349 and encodes 999 amino acids. Gene Ontology annotation, molecular function: transcription coregulator activity. Lineage: Eukaryota; Metazoa; Arthropoda; Insecta; Hymenoptera; Apidae.